GGAGUCCAGCCAGAGUCCGUCCCACGCAACACGCCUGGCUGGACGCCUGGAUCCAACCCGCCGCCGCACCGAGCAACCGAGCCACAAUAAUUGGUUGCAGCCAAGCAAGUGCCACUAGCUACGGCAGUUUCCGAGUGUGUGCUAGUGCGGUCGGAGGUCUCUACCUUCCUCCGAUCGGGUGCCUGUGGACUGUGGUCGCCAAGCCAGCCAUGGCCUCCUUCCCCUCCGUCUCCGUGGCGAGGGCGAGGCCGAGACCCUUCCUCCUGCUGGCGGCGGCGGUGGUCGCGGUGGCGGUGCUCGCGCGCGGCGCCCACGCGCAGCUCUCCGCGGGGUUCUACUCGGCGAGCUGCCCCACCGUGCACGGCGCCGUGCGCCAGGUCAUGUCGCAGGCCGUCAUCAACGACACGCGCACCGGCGCCGCCAUCCUCCGCCUCUUCUUCCACGACUGCUUCGUCAACGGCUGCGACGCCUCGCUGCUGCUCGACGACACGGCCACGACGCCCGGCGAGAAGAGCUCCGGCCCCAACGCCGGCGGCUCCACCUUCGGCUUCGACGUCAUCGACAACAUCAAGACGCAGGUCGAGGCCGCCUGCCCCGGCACCGUCUCCUGCGCCGACAUCCUCGCCCUCGCCGCGCGCGACAGCGUCAACCUGCUGGGCGGGCCGAGCUGGGCGGUGCCCCUGGGGCGGCGCGACGCGACGGCCCCGGACCCGGACGGGGCGAGGACGCUGCCGGGCCCGGACCUGGACCUCGCCGCGCUCGUCUCCGCCUUCGCCGCCAAGGGGCUCACGUCGCGCGACCUGGCCGCGCUCUCGGGCGCGCACACGGUGGGCAUGGCGCGCUGCGUCCAGUUCCGCACGCACGUCUACUGCGACGCCAACGUGAGCCCGGCCUUCGCGACGCAGCAGCGGCAGCUCUGCCCGGCCUCCGGCGGCGACGCCGGCCUCGCGCCGCUCGACCCGCUCACCCCCAACGAGUUCGACAACGGCUACUACCGCAACCUCAUGUCCGGCGCCGGGCUGCUGCGCUCCGACCAGGAGCUCUUCAACAACGGCCAGCUGGACUCCCUGGUGCGGCUCUACAGCGCCAACCCCGCCGCUUUCUCGGCCGACUUCGCCGCCUCCAUGAUCAACCUCGGGAACGUCAGCCCGCUCACCGGGUCCAGCGGGGAGAUCAGGCUCGAUUGCAGGGUUGGGCGAGCUCAACCGAUCAUGGAAUAAUUGUCCGCUCAUAGUACUCGACAAAAGCGUUGCUACAUAUAAAUAGCUGGAAAAUGCUGGGCGCGCUCGUGGCUCUCUGAUCAGUUGGUGGCGAUCCCGUGAAGGAAUAUUGGCAUCUUUUCGUUGUUUCAGAGUCGUAAAUAAUGUUUUGAGAUCUGCGGAUAGAGCAGCUGGGGAGCGACGAAAAGGCCCGGCGGAGCGCGUACGUCAAGUCCCUCGGUCAUGAUUUGGUUCCUGGAAUGGCCCUGAACCGUCUCGAAAGGGACUUUUCACCCAACAAAUGCGGCCCAAUUGUCUCUAGUUCUAGCCGUGCUCAGAGCAGCGCUAAUCCAUUGGAUCUAAAAUAUCUACUCCAAAGAGGGGGAAAGAAAGACCUAUAUAUCAAGACUUGGCGUUGAUCAUGCCCAUAACGGUGAAGAUAAGGUGUUGUAGCGCAUUAUUUGUGUUCUUGUGGACACCAUUUUGCAGAUAAAUUGGUCCAGUUUGCCACUUGUUAAAGUUUGGAAAUGGAAGGCCACUCGGCACUCAGGAUAUUUGCUUUA
This is a messenger RNA of Triticum dicoccoides, 1762 nucleotides long. Its product is annotated as peroxidase P7-like. The coding region runs from base 210 to 1220 and encodes 336 amino acids. The record is from RefSeq and is a predicted model, not a curated record. Lineage: Eukaryota; Viridiplantae; Streptophyta; Magnoliopsida; Poales; Poaceae. Gene Ontology annotation, molecular function: heme binding; peroxidase activity. Gene Ontology annotation, biological process: hydrogen peroxide catabolic process; response to oxidative stress. The transcript is spliced from 4 exons.